CUGUGACGUGUGUGCACCGCGGAAGAGAGAGAGGUCCAGCGGUGAGAUGGAGGAGAAUCUCACAUGAGUUAUUAAUCAUCAAAGUUUAAUGAAAUAAUCGGAUGAUCAGAUGUAAUCUCUACCAGGAUGCCGCUGUGGACUCAGAAUAAGCGAGUAGAGCGCGUGAACUCAACCGCAGAACUCUUCAGCAAAUACCCGCAUCUGAAGGAAAGUGCGCAGGAGUUUGUGUGCCGAAGCCCGGAGCCCGUGGACCCUGAGCAGCUCCUGUACGUCCAGCAGAGAGAGUUUGCGUCCACGACUCCAGCGGACAAUUCGGUCUCCAUCCUGGGCUCUGAUGAUGCCACGACAUGCCAUUUAGUCGUUCUCCGACACACAGGCAGCGGAGCGACUUGCCUUGCACACUGUGAUGGGUCCAGCACAUGGACUGAAGUUCCUCUGAUAGUCAAUGCCGUCACUUCUAAAAGCAACCCGGAUAAAGACGGCAGACUGGAGCUGCAUCUUGUCGGGGGUUUCGAUGACGACAAGAAGACCUCUCACUCGCUCAGCCUUAGUAUUCUGGCUGCCUUUCAGAAGCAGAAGGAAGACGUUCACCUGGAGACGUGCUGCAUCACAGACAUGAACGACGCGGUCCGAGACGGGGUUCAUCGGCCAGUGGUGUACGGGAUCGGGGUGAACGUUAAGACCGGUCACGUGUUUCCAGCCUCGUUUGCGUGUCGAGGGCCGGCGGAGGAGCUCAGGUCCGCUCGCAGCUUCUCUGGAGGACCGAUGGUUGACGUGUAUGACUCCAGCCGAGAACUCGUGAGGAUCGGCCCGUGCCGAUGGACGCCGAACGAAGACAUGGGCUUCUGGCUUUCUCAAGAUGAUGAAACCAUCCUCCAGUUUUUGUCCACGUCUCCGCGAGCAGAACCUCCUCACUUCAUCCAGCACAUCAAAUCCACCAUCCGGUUCCUCCUGGACCAUCCCAGCGCAGACGAGCUGUUCCCCGGCGGACAGGCUCAGCUCUACCGCCGCUCGCAGGAGGGGGGGUGGGCGAGAGUCUGACCUUUGACCUCUGAGGAAGGGGUGAGAGUCUGACCUUUGACCUCUGAGGAUGGAGUGAGAGUCUGACCUUUGACCUUUGGGGAUGGGUGAGGGUCUGACCUUUGACCUCUGAGGAUGGGGUGAGAGUCUGAACUUUGGGGAUGGGUGAGAGUCUGACCUUUGACCUCUGAGGAUGGGGUGAGGGUCUAACCUUUGACCUCUGAGGAUGGGGUGAGAGUCUGACCUUUGACCUCUGAGGAUAGGGUGAGAGUCUGACCUUUGACCUCUGAGGAUAGGGUAAGAGUCUGACCUUUAACCCACUGAAACCCAGCCAAAGGCCUUUGAGUGUUCCAGCAGAAGCUCGUUCACACUGAUCUGAAAGCUGCCGUUUAUCUGAAGAAGGUUUACUAAUGCGCGUUUUUCAAAGACGGCCCUUAAAUCGAGACAAGAGCCUGUUAACUCUUUUAUUUCUAUUUUAUUUCAUGUGUGCACAUGCAGCAUAAGACAUGUGCUUUAUUUUAAACUGAUAUGAUGUCAUGUUGUUUUAUUCCUUAUAUCCAGCUUGGUCUCAUUUGCUCUUUAUGAAUUCAUUUUGGAAACUGUACUGUGUGUGUGUGUGUGUGUGUGUGUGUGUGUGUGUGUGUGUGUGUGUGUGUGAGACUUUUGUUGAGAAAUAAGAGAAUUCCGUUACCAGAGGAAACAUGGUGUUUUGUAUAUAUCCAGUCCUUUAUGUAAUAACAAUGGAAAUGUUCAAUAUAUUCAUCUUUAGGAAGAAAAAGAGAAUGAAAUGAGGGAAUCUGUUUAUUGACUGAUAGGUGAUGAAAUGUUUGUCCAAUAUUAAAAAUACUAAUGUACAACAUAUCUGUAUCCAAAAUGCAUGAUUGGCUGUUUAACUUUAAACAAUGAAAGCAAUUUUUAUAUAUAUUUGAAAAUAAUUAACUCAUUGUUUUAGGCAACAUGAAUAUUAUACUUCAUGUAUUAUAAAAUGUUACAUGUAAAAAUAUAAUUUAUAAUGGUAACACUUUAGGGUAGAGAAGUGUCCUACAAAAUACCAAUAUUUCAUUACAAAAAAUUAAUAAACAAAAUUCUCCAUGCACCUUUAUGGCCAAGUUAAUAAUUAAUUUACGUGGAUAAAGUAUUGCUCAAAGUUCGUUAAUAAACAUAUUUUACACGGAAAUAAAGCUAUAGACUACAGAAGAACGACCAAGACGAGGUAUGCGGAUGAAAUAUUAUAUUUUGCUUCUUGUUCGAUAUGUUUUCUGUGUUUAAAAAAAAUUUCCAAAAAGUGUAUUUGGUUGCUGCAUAAGCUUUUGUUCAGCAUAGAUUCACUUUUGCAUCUUUCCUACACAUUUUUUUGUCAUAUAAUGAUAAUGGGGGAAAAUAUUUAAUGAAAUUAGUGUUAAUAUGUGUUAGUGUGACAUGAAAUGGCUGUGUAUUAAGUUCAGUUUUCUUGUUAUCAAUUUCAUGAAGAGCUAAAACCUCUUCACACACUGACAUCAUGGGUGCUGCACCUUCUAAAGAGAACGAACCGAUUGAGAAAAAGGAAAAACCAUUUUGUGAAAGUGAGGUCUUUUCGCAGAACAAUAUUCAUAACUUGGGAAAUGACAGAGAAGAGAAGACGCAGAGAGUUUGCAUUGAACUCCACAGAUGUGUGCUGAUGUUGAUGGUUGUGGUUGGGGCUCUUAUCGGCUCAGUUGUUGGAGCUCAAGCUGGAGUUUCGGGAUCUUGCAAGGGAAUGAUCUCCGGAGUUCUUGUAGGGAUUAUACUUUCAAAAUUGAUGUCAAUAACUCAUGGCAACAUAUGAUUUUACACUACUUUUACUCUUAAAAUAAGCAGUUUCAAGGUCUUAUAGGCACACUGUUAACAAACAUUUUCAUGAUUUGUUAUCACAACUUUUUUUCUUUAAUAAUUAAUAUGGUUUACUGUAGAUAACAUCAUAUUUUGAAUCCCAUUGUAUUAACUAUAAAUUAUGAGGCAACCAGGUCAUUUACUUUUUUAAGUUAAAAAAACAACAUUUUCUUACUAGCCAAGUUAGCUGUACUUAACAAUGUAAGGCAGCAACUGAACUUACGUUUAUUUUUUACACUGUGUACACACUGUGUACGCUUUUAUCUAACCUUAAGCAAAACAUUUACACCGUACGCUAGAAAGUUGAUCAGAUACAGGCUGGUACAGACAUUAGCGCGGACAGUCCAGAAUAGUAUUUUAUAAUGUUAUUAAAGGAGUAGUUCCCUUU
Molecule: messenger RNA, 3256 nt
Organism: Pimephales promelas (fathead minnow)
Lineage: Eukaryota; Metazoa; Chordata; Actinopteri; Cypriniformes; Leuciscidae
Gene: ntan1
Product: N-terminal asparagine amidase
Biological process (GO): ubiquitin-dependent protein catabolic process
Cellular component (GO): nucleus
Molecular function (GO): protein-N-terminal asparagine amidohydrolase activity
Source: RefSeq, a predicted model, not a curated record